Molecule: messenger RNA, 2467 nt
Organism: Pantherophis guttatus
Lineage: Eukaryota; Metazoa; Chordata; Lepidosauria; Squamata; Colubridae
Gene: POGLUT1
Product: protein O-glucosyltransferase 1
Biological process (GO): positive regulation of Notch signaling pathway; protein O-linked glycosylation
Cellular component (GO): endomembrane system
Molecular function (GO): UDP-glucosyltransferase activity; UDP-xylosyltransferase activity
Source: RefSeq, a predicted model, not a curated record
AUCGAUGGAGGCGGGGCUGGUACAAUCGGCUUUUCCUUUUUUUCAAUGAAUCGUUCCAGUGAAAUUCGGGAGGAUGUGAGGGCGCAUGCGUUAAAGUUGUAGCUUGGUGUUCGGCGUGAUGCGGCGUCUGCAAUUGUCUCUUGGGAUUUCGCAUGUUUGUAUUCUGUUUCUGUUUACUGUGUGCUGGGGAAGUAGCUCAUCAGAUGCACACUGGAAAAAAUUCCUUGUUCAAAUUGACGAGGCAGUGAAGAACUACAGCCCAUGUGUGAAAGAUAAUUGUGAGUGCCAUCAAAGAGUUAGGGAACAAGACUUGGCUCCUUUUCGAGAUGGAAUCUCUGAGGAGUUGCUGUCGGAAGCAAUCAGUCGAAAGCUUGGGACACACUAUCAGAUCAUUGAGAAGAAGUUAUACCGGGAACACGAUUGCAUGUUCCCUGCAAGAUGUAGUGGGGUUGAGCACUUCAUCCUGGAAAUUAUUCAGAACCUUCCUGAUAUGGAGAUGGUCAUCAAUGUGCGGGACUACCCUCAGGUAGCCAAAUUUAUGAAACCAAGAGUGCCUGUUUUAUCUUUUAGCAAGACUACAGAAUACUAUGAUAUUAUGUACCCUGCCUGGACAUUUUGGGAAGGGGGACCAGCUGUUUGGCCAAUAUAUCCUACAGGCCUUGGGCGUUGGGACCUAAUGAGAGAAAACCUCCAAAGCUCAGCAGAAAAAUGGCCCUGGAAGAAGAAAAUUUCCAAAGCCUAUUUUCGAGGAUCCAGGACAAGUGCAGAACGGGAUCCCCUCAUUCUUCUUUCUCGAGAGAAUCCAGAUCUUGUUGAUGCAGAGUACACUAAGAACCAAGCUUGGAAAUCUGAAAAAGAUACCCUUGGGAGACCACCUGCAACAGAAGUUCCACUGGUAGAUCAUUGUAAAUUCAAAUACCUCUUCAAUUUUCGAGGAGUUGCAGCCAGUUUUCGCUUCAAACACCUUUUCCUGUGUGGUUCUUUGGUCUUUCAUGUUGGAGAAGACUGGCAAGAAUUCUUCUAUCCACAACUGAAACCCUGGGUUCACUAUAUCCCAGUUCAGUCCGAUCUUUCUAAUGUGAGAGAGCUAUUGGAAUUUGUAAGAGAAAAUGAUGAUGUUGCUCAAAGAAUUUCUGAGAGGGGUCGCCAGUUCAUCAUGGACCACUUGCAAAUGGAGGACAUCUCUUGUUACUGGGAACAACUUCUAAAGGAGUAUUCUAAAGCCUUGACUUAUAAAGUAAAACGGAAGAGCAACUAUAAUGAGAUACUGCCCAGACCUUUGAAAACUGAACUGUAAAAAAAAUCAGGGCUUAUGGACAUUUUGAAAUCAGGAAAGGAGGAUUGUUCCUCUAACCAGUGGAAGUUCUUUCUGCGUGUUGACAAACUAAAGAGAGAAGGAUAUUGUUGCUACUUACUGCAGUGUAUGAAAUGAUAAUGGCAGACUGUGAAUUUUAUUUUAUAUUGUGGUCAGUAAAAUUAUGUUAAGAAGAGGGUGGAAAUUUUGCUGAGUCCUAGCAUUUUUAAAAAUUUCUUGAUAAUUGUUACUCAUUUCUACUUACCACAGUGUCAUAUUGAUCCUACUUUGUGGGUUAUAAUUGCUAAAUGAAUCAUUAAUCUAUUAAUGAAAUCAUCCUGAAUUGUUGUGAAACAUUGAAUUCCAUUUGACUAAUGUACCAAUACAUUUCUGAUACAGUUUAAUUCAUCGGGAAGCCCAUCAUUCUAAAAUAAGCUACUGAACAUUUCUGGAAAGCUUGUAAUCAAAUACAGGUAGCCCUCACCUUAUAAAAGUUAAUUUACUGACACUUCAACAGGACUGAAAAAAGUGACAUGACCAUUUUUCACAUUACAGCAUCUCCAUGGUCACAUGAUCAAAAUUCAGAUGCUUAGCAACUGAUUAAUCACAAUUGAAGUGUCCCAGGGGUCACAUGAUCACCUUUUGAGACUUUCUGAGAAGCAAAGUCAAUGGGGAAGUCAGAUUCACUUAGCAACCAUGUUACUAGCUUAAUAGUAUAGGGGUUCAUUUAACAACUGUGGCAAGAAAGGUCAUAAAAUGGGUCAAAGCUUACUUAACAACUGUCUCGCAUAACAACAAAAAUUGUGGGUUUAAUUGUAGUCGUAAAUCAAGGAUUACCUGUAAUUGUGAUUAUUUUGUCCAGCUCUGGAGGGCUGGCCUACUAUUUAAACAAUUUGUAAUACGUCUCAGGUUUCUCUUCAUACAUACUGUUUAAUCAAUUACUGCUUUAAUUAAAUAAUAAUUAAUGAGCAGUAUAUUAGCCAGUAGGGAUACUUUACUUGGAAUCCCAGAUGUAGAAUACAGCAUCUUUUGCAAAAAGUUUAUUUUUUUUCUGAGAUGGGGGACAGUGGCUUGGGCUGUACUAGUCUUCUUAUUCUCUUUUCUUCAUAUUAAUGGUUGCAACAUCACGAAUGUCCAAAAGACUAAUUCAAAUUAAAGAAUUAAUCUAUUUCA